AUGGAGGCACCAGCUGUUGUGGAGGACAUUCCUGCGGAUGCAGGUGCAGAGGCGGCUAAGGAUCAGCCUCAAGGAUUUCUGGGUGGUCCGAGCAACCCAUCUGUGUUGACAGCGUAUGCGGAUCACGUUGCUUGCAGCGUAUGGACGGGAGAGGAGCGUCUUGAAUUGAAGCUAUCCUAUCAUGGGAGGAAGGUCCACAGUUUAGGCAGGCCUGUCCUUGCCAUUGAGGGACUUAUUGCUGGUACCGGACUAAGUCCUCUGAUUGCGUGUUCGGUAGACACCGACGAUCGGGGACUUUUGUCCGCGUUUGUGGAGCAGUGGCACUGGGAGACGUCUCGUUUCCAUCUCCCGGUGGGAGAGCUCACCAUCACAUUGGACGAUGUCUCCUCUCUUCUCUAUCUUCCCGUUAUUGGUGACUUACACGCAUUUCAGCCCUUGCACGUGGACGAUGCGGUUCAGAUGCUGGUGGACUUGUUGAUGGUCUCUCCAAAGUCUGCUAGGGCUGAGACAGUCUAG
Molecule: messenger RNA, 516 nt
Organism: Glycine soja
Lineage: Eukaryota; Viridiplantae; Streptophyta; Magnoliopsida; Fabales; Fabaceae
Product: protein MAIN-LIKE 1-like
Exons: 2
Coding region: 1-516 (171 amino acids)
Source: RefSeq, a predicted model, not a curated record